CACUCUUGCUAGCUUGACUCCGCGCUUUUCACUAAGGUGGUCGUUCCACAAGCGGCUCGUGAAGCAGGAAUCCAGACAGGAUUAUCAACAGCAGACACCGCCGACCGAUAUUUCUGCCUUCAAUUCGCCUCGCGCACCGGACCGCAUCGACCCUCCUUUCAACCGACGGACUUUUACAUGGCAGCCGGCUGCAGCAUCCGUCAUCUCAGCCUCCAAUCCAACGGGAUGACGGAGGGAAUCGAGCCUCCUCACGUCGGUGAGGUGACGUUCAAGGGCUGCAGGAAUUCCUAGAUCCGCUGUGGCAGCGACUUGGUGAUCUAAAAGGACUUCUUCAAUCUAUCCUGGUACGUCAAAGGUCAGGGUGAGCCACAAAGAGGCUUUGGAGCUGUUGGAACUUGAAGUCUUGCUUGGGGGUACUUUGGCGGAGUGGAUGGGAGGAACGCUAGACUCUAUCAUUUAUCUCAAAUGAGUUGAAAGAGAAGACGCUGAACUAAUUAGAAAAAUGGCUCACUAAAAUAGAAAUAUAGAUAUUUUUUAUAUUUAUGUAAUAAUACUGCAGCCUUCAUCAGGGUGGACCUGGACAGAGUUGCAGUAUUGUGUAAAACAGAUAUUAUCAGGUCAUUAGGUAAUCCAUAUAAUCCAGAAGAGACACUUUGGUCAUUCCGCCAUCGUGAUGGUGGGAGCAACCAUUACCUGCCAUCUCAGGACUACUGCGGUCUAACAGAAGUUUUUUGGUUUCCCUGUGGGAAAUAACUGGAACGUUGUGGUUUGCCAGAACCAUGGACUACAACGCUGAGAGUUUGUUCUGUGAUCUGGAGGAGUGUCACAACGGCUUGGAUGAGCCGCCGCUCCACAGUAUCCACGCGCCAAACCGGAUCCGCCCGUCCUCGUACCGAGCCCUGAGGAGCGCUGUGUCCAGUCUGGCCCGGAUCGACGAUUUCUUCUGUGAGAAGAUAGGUUCAGGCUUCUUCUCUGAGGUCUUCAAGGUGCAGCAUCGGAUUACGGGGCAGGUGAUGGCCCUGAAAAUGAACACGCUGGCUAGCAACAAAGCUAACAUGCUACGAGAAGUGCAGCUCAUGAACAGGCUUUGCCAUCCAAACAUACUCAAGUUUCUUGGGGUUUGUGUGCAUGAAGGUCAACUCCACGCUCUGACUGAGUAUAUAAACGGAGGCAACCUGGAGCAGCUGUUGGACAGCGAUCUGUACCUGUCGUGGUGCGUCAGGAUCGAUCUGUCUCUGGAAAUCGCCCGAGGGCUGCAGUACCUGCACAAAAAGGGCAUUUUCCACAGAGACCUCACCUCCAAGAACUGUCUGGUUCGCUGUGAGAAUGGUACGUUCACAGCUGUGGUGGGAGACUUCGGCCUGGCAGAGAAGAUCCCUGACUACAGUGAUGGUGUGGGGAAGCAGCCUUUGGCCAUCGUGGGCUCCCCCUAUUGGAUGGCCCCUGAAGUUUUGAGAGGAGAGCUGUACGAUGAGAAGGUGGAUGUGUUUGCGUACGGCAUCAUUCUGUGUGAGAUCAUUGCCCGGAUUGAAGCUGAUCCUGACUUCUUACCCAGGACAGAGGACUUUGGUCUGGACGUGGAUGCAUUUGAGAACAUGAUUGGGGAUUGUCCAGCUGCGUUCUUUAGUCUUGCUGUUGCCUGCUGUAAUAUGAGUGCAGUGAGCCGUCCCUCGUUCUCUGACAUUGUCUUAAUUUUGGAGGGAAUGGAUAGAGAAGAAGAGAGAGAGAAGCCCAUUGCACUCGAGCCAGUGGCAGUAGAUGUCAGCCCGUACCGGCGCCGCAGCUCUCCUUGUCACCCGGUUGACCGCAGCCAGCAACUCCAAGGCCUGGCAAGGAGCCAGUCGGACAUGUUAAACCCGGGCACGCAGACUCCUCUUCUCCUCGGGACCCCUGCGCGGGUCAACCCCUUCUCUCUCAGACAGGACCUAAAUGGGGGGCGGUGUAAACUCUUAGACACACCUAGCAAGUCCGUCAUCUCCCUGACAUUUACCCUCCCGGCACUUCGUGACCCUUGCUCCUCCCCCCACCUUCUCCGAGGGAUGCCAGGGAUGCGAGCGCUGCCAAGGAGAUGCCAGUCACUCCCCUGUACUCCAGAGCUCAGCAGGACUGUAGGCUUUCCAAAAGAUACGGAGGGGAAGGAGGAGGAAAAUGAUGAAGAAGAAAAAAGAGUGUCAAUUACAAAAGGGAGGGAGGAUGUAGGGGACCACAUGAGGAAGAGGACCGGGGCGUCAGAGGAGGCAGUAGAGCAGAUUGAGAUAACUGACAAGAGAGAGUUGUUAACGGAGGAGGAUGGGAUGGAAGAGGAGUUAUGUCUUUCUUCAGAGCUGGAGAUGAUGUCUCUGGAGCGGGUAGAGGAGGAGGAAGAAGAGGAGAGUGUACGUCCAACAGAACCCAUGGACUGUACCAAGUCUCCUGAGACAGUAGAGGGAGGCAUUGACUCCUCACCUGGAAGAUCCCUGCUCACCUCCACUUGCUCCUCCUCCUUAAAGACAAAUGGCUGGCAACUCCCCAUCUCCAACGGACCGCUCACAUUGCCUGCUCUGCCACGACUGGACAACAACAACGAGUCAGCUCUUGUGAUUGGUCAGCAGGUGCGGUUGGGUGGAGGACAGCGUGCAAAUGGUUACAGUGGCUCCCAGCUCCAGUCCUCUGACCCUAGCGGCACCUCUGAGCAGAAUGAGGUCAUUUCCUGUCCAGGAUGUUGUCUGGUGAGUCUGAGUUUUCCCUUUGUGUGCCUCCGGGGUUCAGCUGCUAUGCCCGCCCCCCGCCGAAGGGCUUCAUUACCACGGCGAAUUUACCAGAACCUCAACGGUACCAUAACCAGUGGCAGCGCUUCCUCCUCAACCACAGCUGCCCCAGCAACCAAAGCUCUGCUGUGUCGAAGCCCAUAUGGACUUGUAGUGCCAUGUGAGCCUGGCCGGUCCCUGCCGGAGGCCCAGACAUAGGCCUGCCGACGGGGGAUGCACCAGCACUAAAUUUUAGCGGAAAAACUUACUAACACUAAGGGCACUUUCACACCUGUUGUUUGGUAUACUCGGUACAAUUCGGGGGGGGAAGUUGCACUGUCGUUGCAUUUUCAUUAUGUUUGCUUUGCGUUCAGACUGCACUUUGUCAAGCGCACCAAACACUGUUAACAAAUGUCACACGGUUGAAAAGGUCGCUGGUCUAUUGGACAGAGGUCCCAGCGACUGUGUUUAUUAAAUGGAGAAAUAGAGAUUUUUUUUAAAUGUUAAUAAAAUAUCAGUCAUGCAAAAUUCCUAAAUAAUU
This is a messenger RNA of Etheostoma cragini (Arkansas darter), 3267 nucleotides long. RefSeq names its product dual specificity testis-specific protein kinase 2-like. The transcript is spliced from 11 exons. Gene Ontology annotation, biological process: protein phosphorylation; actin cytoskeleton organization; positive regulation of stress fiber assembly. The record is from RefSeq and is a predicted model, not a curated record. Lineage: Eukaryota; Metazoa; Chordata; Actinopteri; Perciformes; Percidae. Bases 780 to 2945 code for a protein of 721 amino acids. Gene Ontology annotation, molecular function: ATP binding; protein serine/threonine kinase activity. Gene Ontology annotation, cellular component: nucleus; cytoplasm.